GAGACAGAGAGGCAUGAUGGCUGAAUUCAGAUGGAUUAAAAUGUCUUUAUUUCUGUUGCUGAUGCUUCAUUUUACAGCAGCAGGACAGCUUUUCCGCUCCCUCACUUUUAGAGUUGGAGAUGACGUCACUUUGUCUUGUGAAAAUGUGAUAGAUGAUCAGAAUAACUGUGACAGUACCGUAUGGCUCUUCAGUGAAUCAAGAAGCAGACGGGCAGUAGUGCUGGUUGAUCUUGGGAAGAUUGUUGAAAAUGCUAAAUCAGACAGACUGAGUGUUACAGAGAACUGUUCUCUGGUUAUAAAGAAGGUCACAGAUGAAGAUGUUGGACAUUACGCCUGCAGACAGUUCAGAUCAGGACAACGACAAGGUCAAGAUGCUGUGGUUGAAUUGUCUGUUGUCACCAUGACUGAACGUCAGGACACUGAUGAGGUGACAUUAACCUGCUCUGUGAGGACAUAUGAACAAUGUCCACACACAGUGAAGUGGCUGUAUCAGGGUCAAGAUGUGGAUAAAGACAACAAGGACAUAAAGACAUCACAGUCUCCCUGCUCUGCCUCUGUGACCUUUCUGACUUCUCUCUACAUUUACACAUCAAGAUAUAAGUUAUUUACAUGUGCAGUGACUGAUGGUGACAGAGUGCAAGUGUUUCCCUUCAGAUCUCAGUCCUCAGGUGAGAAACCAGACUUGUGGGUGUACAUCAUUGUGGCUGUGGCUUUAGUAGCACUCUUAAUACUCAUUGUGGCAAUCAUUGUUUGGAGGAGAACUAAAGGGAACAAAACACAGAUGAGUGACACUAUUGGGCUGACUUCAAACCCUGCAGUGACUCAGGCUGCUCCAGAACCCAGCCAGGACACGGCUGAUCCUGAAGAUGGUGUUUCCUACGCCUCCGUCAGCUACACCAAGAAAACCAACAGUAAAGCCCAAGUUCGGAGUAAAUAUGAUGACGAUGACGAUGCAGUGACCUAUACCACUGUGAAAGCUUCCUCUGCUGAUCCCAACAGCCUCUACGCUACCAUCAACUAACCGCACAAAACAAACUCAUGUCAUCAGGUCUUUUCUAAUCUCCGUUAAUAUUUAUUUUCAAAUGAUCAUUUUCAGUGUGGAUCAUUGUAAAUAAUGUCCUGUACAGAAAGAGAUGUACUUGACUAGUGGUGCAAUGUUAAAAGGGAGGUAAUAACUCAACAUGUGGUUGCUUAAAAUGUAAAUGAGCAUAAUAUGACACAUUUUGCUUGAUGAACUAGCUGUCGUGCACUUUAUUGUGCACAGUGCAUGGUCUUAUUUUAUAGUGUAUAGAAAUAUAUGGCAAUGUUUUUGUUUCAGUUACAUGUAUUUCCUAUAAUUAUUUUAUAUGCAAUAAUGUAUCCAUGUUGGGCAAUUUUAUGUGUUUUCUCAUGUUGUUUUUCUUCAUUUUCAUAUUUUCAUCUGUUAUUGUUUGAUAUGUAAUUAUCUGAACAUUUAUGUCUCAUUUUAUUAAAGUACUCAAAGUAAACUGAAA
Molecule: messenger RNA, 1493 nt
Organism: Epinephelus fuscoguttatus (brown-marbled grouper)
Lineage: Eukaryota; Metazoa; Chordata; Actinopteri; Perciformes; Serranidae
Exons: 8
Coding region: 14-1021 (335 amino acids)
Biological process (GO): interleukin-15-mediated signaling pathway; positive regulation of ERK1 and ERK2 cascade; T cell activation
Cellular component (GO): external side of plasma membrane; membrane raft
Molecular function (GO): protein tyrosine kinase binding; MHC class II protein binding
Source: RefSeq, a predicted model, not a curated record